Molecule: messenger RNA, 1956 nt
Organism: Didymodactylos carnosus
Lineage: Eukaryota; Metazoa; Rotifera; Eurotatoria; Philodinida; Philodinidae
Source: the annotation of a GenBank genome assembly
AUGCAAAUCUCGAAUCAACAUUUAACAACAACACUAAACAUUAUUAAAUCCAGUGGUGAAAGUUUCAAUAAAAAAAUAGCAAAAUCUUUAAAAAAUUCUCAAAAAGAACGGAUUCAUGACGAUAACGAUGUCGACGAUGAUAUCUUUUUUGAUGCUCUAAAUACGUGUGGUGACGAAGGAAUUUUGAUUCCCAUUCGAAAACAAGAAAUGACAGAAGCAUCACUAAGAUACAGUGUUCAAUCUCUGACAGAUGCACGAUCAAUAAACAUAUUUAGUCAUGCGAAAAAAGUUGAUUUGCAACAAUCAUUAAUUGAAGCAAUGAGCAUAAUGAAAUUAGUAUUUGAAAAUCGUUUAAAUGAAGGUAUGAUGGAAGGGGAACAAACAUUAAAAUAUUCAAAAAAUAAUGAAUCAAAAUCCAUCUAUCAUAGUCUUUGUCAUAGUGGUUUAAGAUUUAUGCAAGCGAUCAUGUCGUUUCAAAUGGAUGAUAUUGAAACAACAAAUCAAGCAAUUAAACAAACUAUAACAUUAACAAAAAAAAUCAUUGAGAAAUCAUGGUUUAGUGAGAGUAAUGCAUCACUGGAAAUAUCAACGGGAUACGAAUUACAUGCCAGAUUAGUUUACGCCGAAGUAUUACUAUUGCAUUCAUUAUUGGUUUUUUUACAAGAUCAAAAUUUAUUUUCGUUUAUCCGUGGUGGAAUGAAAAUGAAAGAAUGCAAUGAUGUAUUUAAAAAAUUAACAAAAUAUUCUCAAAUAGAUAAUACUAAUGAAUAUAACACAAAAAUAUUUUCAUCAAAACAAAUUUAUGAACAUUUUGAUUCGGGUGUAAGAAUGGGAAUAGGCGUAUUUAAUAUAAUUACUAGCACAUUACCUGAGAGAAUUACAAAGUAUUUAUCGUUGGUGGGCUUUUCUGGUAAGACCGAUGUCGGUUUAAUAGAAUUAAAAAAAUCAGCCAUAUCAAAUGGAUUAAGAGCACCACUAUCAGCUCUAUUUUUAUUAACAUAUUAUUUAUUCAUACAACAAAUAUAUGUUAAUAGUGAAGGUAAUUUAGAUCAAGCGAGUUUACUAUUGAAUAAAUAUUUGAAAAUUUAUCCACACUCGUGUAUAUUUCUAUUUUUUCGUGCACGUAUAGAAUUAUUAUUAUGUAAUUUGAACGAAGCGGUGAUCAUUUAUCAGAAAACAAUUAGUAUCCAAAACGACUGGAAACAUUUACAUCAUAUCUCUCAAUGGGAAAUGAUGUGGUGUUAUGUCUUGCAAUAUAAUUGGAAAGACGCCAGUAGAAUCUCUCAUAUUUUACUGAAUGAAUCUAAUUGGUCAAAGGCAAUAUUUUGUUAUUAUGCAGCUGUAUUCAAAUAUGAAUUAUAUCAAGAUCAUGUGAAGGAAGAAUUACUUAAAUUAUUUAAACGUGUACCGGAACUAAAAAUAAGAAUUGCUGGCAAAUCGAUACCAAUGGAAAAAUAUGCAAUUAAAAAAUGUGAACAUUUUCUCACACAAAAAUGGCUAUUAUUACCUGGUUAUGAACUUAUUUAUAUGUGGAAUGGAUUCUAUAUUCUUAGAAAAAAUCGAGAUAAACUGUUGAAUACACUGGAAACAAUUAAUAAUAGUUUAAAUGAAAUAAAACAGAAAUAUUCACAUGAUAAAUUUUAUAUAGAUAAUUUGGGUACCGGUUUACUAUUGAAAGGUGUUAUCAAAGGCUUUUUACUAAAUUAUGAUGAGGCACACGAAUGUUUUAACAAUGUCAUUCAAAUGAGUAAACAAUAUGAAUCAAAAUCUUAUUUAACUCCAAAUGCGUAUAUGGAAAAGGGUUUUUUGUUCAUUUAUACACAACAAUUUCAAAAGGCAAAAGAUUGUUUAAAUAAGGCAGUUAAUGAUUACAUAGAUUAUCAAUUAGAAUCACGAUUACAUUUCAAAGUUAAUGCUGCCUUGAGACAUAUCAAAAUGUUGGAAUCACAAACAUAA